Molecule: messenger RNA, 522 nt
Organism: Eimeria necatrix
Lineage: Eukaryota; Apicomplexa; Conoidasida; Eucoccidiorida; Eimeriidae
Product: caltractin (centrin), putative
Exons: 2
Coding region: 1-522 (173 amino acids)
Biological process (GO): centriole replication; mitotic cell cycle
Cellular component (GO): centriole; centrosome
Molecular function (GO): calcium ion binding
Source: RefSeq, a predicted model, not a curated record
AUGACAGGGAUGCAGAAUAUGGGUAGUCAGCUGUCUCCCUCAACUGGAAUGGAAUUCGACGCCUCUGUUUACGAAGGGCCCCAGAUGAAGGCUGAUGAAGUCAUUGCCAUGAGAACUCUUUUUGAAGCUUGCGACACAGAUGGCUCCGGUUCCAUACCGCUUAAAGAGCUGAAGAGCCGACUUGUGGCGGCUGGGUUUGACGUUCGAGGGAGCGCACUGUCUGAAGUCCUCUGUAUUGUAGACAGCAGCGGCAGGAGAGUAGUCACCUUCCCAGAAUUCAUGCAGCUUGUGACUCCGUCGUCUGACCUUUCAUCUCCUGAAGAGGUACUGAAGACUUUCAAGCAAAUGGAUUCAGACUCCACAGGUCGCAUAACUCUUAGACACAUAUCCAGAGCACUGAAGGAAGCCAACUUCACCGGAAAUAUGGCUCAGGAUCUGUUGAGCCAGGCAGACGCUGACAAUGAUGGGUGCAUCUUGCUUCACGAGCUACAGGAAGUCUUCAGCAAGCAGACAUACCCUUAA